CAUGCUUCCCGUCAUCUUUUUCCUUUUAUUAUGAAUUCAUGAAUUUUAAUUUAUUAGUGAAUUUUUGUAGACCAGCAACCUGACAAUUCGUUUAUAAAAUAUGUAUUUUGUUAGUGAUUUUUUGAAGAAAAAAAAUAAUACAGAGAUACACUAUGCCCAAAAAAUAGAAACUAAAUGACGUUGCAAUCGUGAUAGUAAUAUGGUAAAUUAAGAAUUCCCAAAAACCAGUUCCUGCCUUUUCCUUAAGAACUGUCUGACAAGGUCAAUAGUUCUGCCUAUGCUCUAGGCCAAAAUUGCCUGGAUAUGUUGUCCCUUUUCAUUAUCUUGGUUUCAUGUGGAAGCAUAGCUGUAGAAUGUCAUGAUUGUGGAAUUAGAUAUGCUUUGAAUCGUUAUGAACCUGCUAUAUCGUUUGGUGGAAAAACUCUUCGUUCAGAAUUUCCUUGGCAUGUAGCACUUUAUCGAAAGUACCAUACUGAUGAAAGUCCUGACUACAUUUGUGGAGGAAGUAUACUUCACCCAAAAGUUAUAUUGACUGCGGCUCAUUGUAUUUAUAAUGAAACCUACUCUGCAAUAGAAAAUGCUACUUUUUCUGUAAUAGCUGGGAAAUAUUAUGUCUCAUGGAAGCGCAAAGAUCCAGGUGAACAAAGAUUUGAGGUACUUAAAAUAAAAUUUCCUGAAACAUAUGUGGGAUUCACAAAUAGAUAUGCUGAAGAUAUUGCUCUACUUGAAUUAAAUGCACCAAUAAAUAUUACCAGUGCAAUUAUGCCAGUUUGUAUUGAUUGGAAUUCCAAAUAUUUGGUCGAACAACUGUCCACUAUUGGAACUAUUGUUGGAUGGGGUCUAACAGAAAAUAAUACUGUGAGUGAUGAGUUACUGAUGGCAAAUCUCGAAUACAUAGAUUUCAUAAAAUGCAGAGAUAGAAUCUCAGAAGGUUUUUCAUUUUUUAUUACUUCUGACAAAUUUUGUGCAGGCGUUGAUAAUGGCACAGCAGUAGAGCAUGGUGAUAGUGGUGGUGGAUUAACGUUCCCACGAAACACGACUAAUAAUAAAGAACAGUAUUAUUUAUAUGGCAUUGUAAGUGUAAAAGAUGUUAGUAGAAAUAACAUAGCUGCAUUUACAGACAUUAGGAAACAUCUCCCAUGGCUCAACAAAACUCUCUUAUCAAUAACAGAACCAUGGUUAUUUGAAAAAAGUUGCCCUCCAUUUUCUCCAAAUUCAUUUUCACUAGAACAAUGUAAUUUGAAUGGGACAUCUGUUGAUUGCAAUAGUGGUGCAAAAUUAGGUACAAAAGCAAGACUACAUUGUAAAAGCAGUUAUUAUACUGGCUCUCCAUUUAAACUUUAUACUGAAGCGGAGUGUUCUGCAGGAUUGAAAUGGCUACCGUUACCCGAAUCGUGCUUAGAUUGUGGAAAGAGGUACAGAUUUAAUCGAAUACAACCUUUGGUUAAAUUUAAACAAAGAACGGUUUCUGAAUAUCCAUGGCAUGUUGCCUUGUAUGAUAAAGGAAAGAGAUUGGAUGAUUUGUCAGCUAUUUGUGGAGGCACCAUUAUUCAUCCAAAGGCUGUGAUUACAGCUGCCCAUUGUGUAUAUCUUGAUAAGCUUCAAAAUGAAACAAAAUAUUUAGUUGCUGCUGGAAAAUACAGAAUUAAUUCAAAAGAGCAAGAAUUAGGCGAACAAUGGUUUCAGGUCAAGAAGAUAUAUACUACAGAUACCUACAAAGGUCAAAUUUUGCAUUAUAAAGAUGACAUUGCAAUUUUGGAAUUGAAUGCCACAAUAAAACUCUCUGAUUACAUUAUGCCUGUAUGCAUGGAUUGGGGAGGAAAAUUGGAUUUGUACAAAAAUCCUCUGGUUCUGGGAACGGCUCCAGGUUGGGGCUUCACAGAAGAUGAAAAAUUAAGUUUGGAAUUAAGAACUUCAAAACUUACUUAUGCAGAUGUAUCACACUGUCUUACAAUGGUUCCAGGUGGUUUUAGGAGAUACUUCCAAGAAGAUAAGUUUUGUUCUAUUGCUCGUGAAGGUUCAAUUCCGGAUAAAGGUGACAGUGGCGGAUCACUAACUUUUCCAUAUUAUAACAAAGAAACUAGAGAAGAAUUAAAUUAUUUAUAUGGAAUUGUUUCAGUGAAACCGCGUGAUUCGGAUGAUAUAAUAGCAUUUACUAAUGUAACAUAUCAUUUAAAGUGGAUAAAAACUGUUCUGUUAAAUAUAAUAAACAACAGUGGUUCAUGAUUGAUAUUUUAUAUUCAAUUAUACAAACUAUGUUUGUAUUAUUUUACCAUUGGAUACAUAUUUUGUAAUAAUGUUUUCUCUUUUGAUUAAUAUCAAUUUUUCAAGUUGUGUAUUUAUUAUGUAACAUUGAAUUGCAACCUUAACUUUAAACAAAUCUUCCUUUUUAUUUAUAUAAACAAUGCUGUUUUAGUUAUAUAAACAAUGGUACAAAGCUUUUGAACUAUUAUUCACCAUUGUUAAAUGAAUCCUAAUAUUAUUAAAAUAAAAUUAAGGAAAAUAAUGGAAAUCGAGUCACCUUCCUUCAUCCAAACAUGGACGCACAAUAAUUUAAUAAUGCUAUCUAUUUUUAAAAUAUGAGGGGGAAAAAAUUGAAUUUGACAAUGAUCAAAACAAGUAGCCAAUUCUUACAUGUUUGAAAAAGUAUAAAUUUGACUGAAAUGUCAAUUUGGUUGGCAGGCAAGUUAUUUAGUGUUGUUUAUUUUAGCAAAUGGACCACUGUUUUCAAAAAUAGUUUAACUCAAUUUUAAGUUAGUUUAAAAGAGUUUGUCCAAUUAGUUUAAUUUGAAUCUGACUGAACACCAAGCAUAGGAGACACUAAGAUCAAAUGUCAAAUCCUGCUUCCAAUGAGACACAGCUAAUCCUGUGCCCCUCUUUCAUGACUAUGCAGUAGGUGUUCCUGAAGAUGCCAACUUUAUAAAUUAUAAAAUACUAAUAGUUUUUAAAAAGUACAUGUUAUUUAAAAUAAAAAACUAUUACUCUGUU
This is a messenger RNA of Nezara viridula (southern green stink bug), 2988 nucleotides long. The record is from the annotation of a GenBank genome assembly. NCBI's taxonomy places the organism in Eukaryota, Metazoa, Arthropoda, Insecta, Hemiptera, Pentatomidae.